UCUUCACACAAUUCCUUCAACUGUCUUCAGAAGAGCAGCUAAACAACCUAAACCAGCCAAAAUGAAAUUGAUCGUCGCUGUCGCUUUCUUGGCCGUGGCCCUCGCCGCACCUCAAGGAGAUAAGAAGCCCAUCGAAAUUGUGUCAUCCAACAGCGAAAUGAACGCAGACGGCAGCUACUCAUUCGAUUUCGAGUCUGCCGAUGGGACCAAAGUGUCUGAAAGUGGCAGCCAGAAACAAGUUGGACCCAAACCGGAGGAUAUCGGGACCGUGUCCAAGGGCUCCUACUCGUUCACGACUCCCGACGGCGUCGUCCUCACCGUCAAUUGGGUGGCCGAUGAAAACGGAUUCCAGGCCACCGGCGACCACCUCCCCACUCCUCCACCCAUGCCUGAGCACGUCGUCAAGAUGCUCGCAGACCUCAAAGCCGCCGGAGUCCUGUAAAUAAAUGCACAUUAUUAAAUUUCAACCGGAUGUACAUAACGCUCACAUACCAAGAACUUUGACACGAGUUGGGCUUGAGUCAACGACAAAAUUACUUUAAAACAAACGAGAAAUAAAACUGUUAUUUCUUCUUUUA
Messenger RNA from Daphnia pulex (common water flea), 578 nucleotides. Its product is annotated as endocuticle structural glycoprotein SgAbd-3-like. Bases 62 to 442 code for a protein of 126 amino acids. NCBI's taxonomy places the organism in Eukaryota, Metazoa, Arthropoda, Branchiopoda, Diplostraca, Daphniidae. Gene Ontology annotation, molecular function: structural constituent of chitin-based larval cuticle. Gene Ontology annotation, cellular component: chitin-based extracellular matrix. The transcript has 3 exons. The record is from RefSeq and is a predicted model, not a curated record.